CAGGGAGGAGGCACUUCCGGGAGCCAUAAAGUUGUUGUUGAAACGAGGCAGUCCUUCAGGAAAUCCCACGGACAGAGGAACCUGGCCAGGCUACAGCCCAUGCACUACUGAAAGACUAACACUUUGUUUCUUCAAGUGACUGUUGAAAUGUGCUGCCUUGAGGGGUUAAGUGGAGGUGUUGAAGAUAAUUCUCAGGUUUCUGGUUGGGACAAAUGUACCAGCUGUUCACUGAAGUAAAGAACUGAAGAAUCCCACAGCUAUUCCAGGCUGGACGCUCUAGAACCAGAGGGGUCAGCUGCUCUUCCUGGACAGUGUCUGCCUGCUCAAGCUCUGUGGCCCGCCUUGAGUCCGUGCUCCAGCCAUGAUGCGGUGGCGGGACCGCGUGGCCGUGCUCUUCUUCCCACAAGGCAUGAUUCUCACCAUGGCCGCACUGAUGCUCUUCUUCAUACACCUGGCUGUCUUUGCCAGCGACGUGCACAACUUCUGGGUCACCUACCGCUAUGACCGCAUGAGCUUCCGCUACACCGUUGUCCUGAUGUUCUCCCAGGUGAUAAGCAUCUGCUGGGCCGCCAUGGGGUCACUCUACGCUGAGAUGACAUAUGACAAGUUUCUUCGCUGCUUUUCCCUGACCAUCCUGAUUCUCAACGGGGCCAUGUUCUUCAACCGCCUGUCCCUGGAGUUUCUUGCCAUCCAGUACCGGGAAGAGAGCCACUGAAGCCUGGGACCCGGGCUGAGAAGGGGGAAGGAAAAGGCUGCUUCGGGUGUUUUAAUAAAGUCUAUCAUUUAUUUCCA
This is a messenger RNA of Cervus elaphus (red deer), 792 nucleotides long. RefSeq names its product transmembrane protein 262 (gene CATSPERH). The coding region runs from base 362 to 715 and encodes 117 amino acids. The transcript has 5 exons. NCBI's taxonomy places the organism in Eukaryota, Metazoa, Chordata, Mammalia, Artiodactyla, Cervidae. The record is from RefSeq and is a predicted model, not a curated record.